This is a messenger RNA of Benincasa hispida (wax gourd), 1008 nucleotides long. RefSeq lists its product as uncharacterized. NCBI's taxonomy places the organism in Eukaryota, Viridiplantae, Streptophyta, Magnoliopsida, Cucurbitales, Cucurbitaceae. The record is from RefSeq and is a predicted model, not a curated record.
AGUGAAGACGGGUUUGCCAAACUCAACAGCCAAACGCGGCCUAUUAGGCUUAGAAGAGCAGACCAGAAAGCUCUACAUUCAUCCCCCUUUCUCUCUCUUCUCUAACGAAAAUGGCGGCAACUUCUCGAAGAUCAAACGCAUCAGUUCUCCGAUCACUCUCACCGUCCGGAAGGUUCUACGGUUACCGGAGUUCAUCUUCGUCGGCCUUCGCGUCCUCGUCCUCCAGUUUCUCCUCCGGAUCCGCAACUUCCUUCUUCUGUAGAUCGACUUCCCCGUCGCGUGUGAAGCUUCACGGUUCGCCUUCAGUUUCCGUGCCGUCCGUGCGGUUUUCUCUUGACCGUGCGACGUCUCCGAACAGAUCCGUGUCUGUUUCUUCUCGCAGCGGAGGGAGUCAUCGAGUCGUGCAGAGGCAGAGCAGUUCGAAGAGGACGUGUAUGUGUUCUCCUACUACUCACCCUGGCUCGUUCCGGUGUAGUCUCCAUAAAGGUAUAAUUUCGCAACCUACUGUUCCGUACUCGCCGAGUAGGUUGAAUGCUCGUCGAUCGGCGAUGACGAAUUCUCUUGUUAGAAUCGGAGGCGUUGAAGGUGAUCUCGUGAAGCGAGCUUUAGCUGCUUUGAUUCGGCCUUCUUCUCAUCAGCAACGCCGUCGAUCUGAUUUUAGGCCGAAGCGUAGCCGGCUCUCAAUUAUGUCAAAAGCCGAAGAAACACUAUAAUCAUUCGGUAUGAUGAAAUUGCCUAAUCGAUGAAUUUCCGGAGAUAGCCGCAGUUCUUCUAGUCCUCCGGCGGUUCGUGACGGUGACGAUGCUAUUCUUUUUCUCUGCGGAGACCGUUACCCACAUUCAUAGCUACAGAUCUCUGAAAUCUCCUUUGUACAAAUUAAUAUUUUAUACAGAUUACUGGAUAUGAAAUCGUUUGUGUUCGUCGCAAUCGGCGCACAGAUCAGACCUAAAAUUGCGAGUAAAUCGAGAAAUCAAUCACAAUUUAAUGAAAUUCACAUGAAUUAAAAAA